GAAAGGGAAGGGAGAGGACUGGUAGAGAGGAGGUGGUGUCAGUGUGUGAGAGGCGGCUGGGCUCUGUCUCCUCCUUCAGGCGCGCGGACGCUCCCCGUGCUCCUCCUCGCCAUGGCCGGCCGGAGAGGACCAGCAGCGUCUCGCGCCGCGGCGGCUCGGGGGCGGGCUGGACGGAGAGGCGCGCGGGGGGUUGCGGGGCGAGCGGCAGCCUGCGCUGCUACAGGGCUGCUGGAGAACUGCCCCUUCUUCUUCUUCUUCUCCUCCUUUUUCUCCUCCUCCUCCUCCUCCUCGUCGUGAGCGCGCGCGAGUGUGUGCGUGCCUUUGUGUGUGUGUGUGUGCGUGCGUGUGUUUUUUGUGGACGCGUAUGCGCGCGCGCUCGCAUCGAGGCUCAUCGCAUCACAUCACCCCUCUCCUCAUCACAACAGCAAAGGUUAACACUGUAGGACCAGACAAUGUUCCGCAAAAAGAAAAAGAAGAGGCCAGAAAUUUCUGCACCAAAGAACUUUGAACACCGAGUCCAUACCUCUUUCGACGCGAAGCGUGGAGUGUUCGUGGGAUUACCGACACAAUGGCAGAGUCUCAUAGAAAACCUGCGGAGACCCAAACCCAUGGUGGACCCCUCCCGAAUUACACCAGUGGAACUGAAACCAAAGAAGACGAUCGUGCGAGGGAGCUUUGUCGGCCACGGCGACUACAUCUCCGCCAUGCUGUCCGACAUGAGCCGCCUGUCGGUGACCAGCUCCAACUCGCUGCGUAAGAGCAGCCCCUCCACCCGCAAGAGGGCGCAGUCGCUCGGCCGCCUGGGCGAAGUGACGGAGGGCGACACCUACCAGUACGAGGACCUGGAGCAGGGCGACCCCGAGGGCGACGCCCAUGCCCAGUGGAGGAACGUCCACAGCGAGAGCGGGACUCCGUACCUGGGCGUAAAGAAAAGCGUCGCCCUCCAGCCCAACGGCGUUCUGCCCAGGGCCAAGUCCACCUACGAGGUCAGCGUCAGCUCCCUGGAGAGCCGCCCACCUCCACCCGCCCUGCCCGCCCCUCCGCCUCCACCCUUUCCCGUGCCCCCCAGGCCUGUGUACGUGGGUGGAGACCUGGGAAGUCCUAAUGAGAGACUGAUGAUGAGGAGAGAGUUCCCUAUCAUUCUCUCCCACAACCCUCGACCCAUCUCCUGCUUCUACAGCCCCACCAUGCCCAUGCAGCACAUCCAGCACAUCCAGGGAGAGCCUGGGGGGCUCACACCGGACCUGAGGACUGGGGAUAGGCUGCUGGUUCACCCCCAGAACAGCCCUGGGAGACCGUAUUCCUCGUAUGACCUGAAGCUGCAGGCAGAUACGGCUCUGAGACCUCAGCCGGGAUUCUUCCACAGUGGUGCCAGCAGUCCCCUGGUGAACCCCACCCGUCCGCACAGGACGGUGCGCUCGUCCUCCAGCUACACCAUCGGCCUUUCCCCCAACAUCAGCUUCCGCCCCUCCGGCCCCGACCCCUUCCUGCGGCACUCCGGCUGCCCCAACCCCGGCCUUUACCCCAGGCAGGACAGCCCCUCACAGCCCCGCCCCUCGCCCACCGGCUCCUUAGCCACAAGCCCACCGGGAACCUGCUCCCCCGCCUUCAGACCCCCCCAGCACCCGUCCCCACGCCCGCCUCCCGACCCGCCCAAAGUCACCCACGAGCAGUUCAAAACCGCGCUGCAGAUGGUGGUGGAUAAGGGCGACCCUCGCGCGUAUCUGGAGAACUUUGUGAAGAUUGGUGAGGGCUCCACGGGGGUGGUGUGCAUCGCACGAGAGAAACACAGCGGCCGACUCGUGGCCGUCAAGAUGAUGGACCUGAGGAGGCAACAGCGGCGGGAGCUGCUCUUCAAUGAGGUCGUGAUCAUGCGGGACUACCAGCACAAGAACGUUGUGGAGAUGUUUAAGAGUGCUCUGGUGGAGGAGGAGCUUUGGGUCAUUAUGGAGUAUCUUCAGGGAGGAGCUCUUACCAACAUUGUGUCUGAAACCAGGCUGAGCGAGGAGCAGAUUGCCACAGUGUGUGAGGCUGUCCUGCAGGCAUUGGCUUACCUCCACUCUCAGGGCGUCAUCCACCGAGACAUCAAAAGCGACUCCAUCCUGCUCUCCCUGGACGGAAGAAUCAAGCUGUCAGACUUCGGAUUCUGCGCCCAGAUCAGCAAAGAUAUUCCCAAGAGGAAGUCAUUGGUUGGGACUCCAUAUUGGAUGGCCCCUGAAGUUAUCUCAAAGUCACCAUACGGCACUGAGGUGGACGUGUGGUCUAUGGGCAUCAUGGUGGUGGAGAUGGUGGAUGGAGAGCCGCCGUACUUCAGUGAAACCCCAGUUGCUGCCAUGAAGAGGCUGAGAGAUGAACCAGCACCCACCAUCCGAAACAUUCAGCAGGUGUCUCCGGUGCUGAAGGACUUCCUGGACCGCAUGCUAACCCGAGAACCCAUGGAGCGAGCCAGCGCCACCGACCUGCUGGAGCACCCGUUCCUCCUGCAGAGCAGCUCUCCGCAGUGCCUCGUACCGCUGGUGGAGCAGUACCGCAAGCGCAUGUCUCGCUGCUGAGCCCCCGCUGCCUCUCUCCUCCACACUUUAGAGCCUCUGCUGGCUCUCUCUCUCUCUCUACGCCCCUGCAGAACCCGGGCUCUCUCGCCCAGAGGCCUCCUGAGCUCCAGAACUACACGGCCUGGGUGUCCUGGGUGCAGAGCGGCGAGCAGACGAGGCUGCUGUUGUGUCCACAGUCCACGGUCUACAGUGGACUGACGUGGAAAACUGAACAAAACAGAACGAAACUAUUUUGGGCACUUUUUUUCUGAUGCCCUCGUGCGAUCAGGAUGAUGGUGAUGAGGAACACUGUGGUUUUAUCCACUACAGAGAAGGAUACGGCUACGAUUAUCAUAUAUACAUAUCUACAUAUAUACAGGGGUUGGACAAUGAAACUGAAACACCUGUCGUCAUUUUAGUGUGGGAUUUUAGGUUUCAUGGCUAAAUUAAAGCAGCCUGGUGUUCAAUCUUCAUUAAUUGCACAUUGCACCAGUAAGAGCAGAGUGUGAAGGUUCAAUUAGCAGGGUAAGAGCACAGUUCUGCUCUAAAUAUUACAAUGCUCACAACAUUAUGGAGACAUACCAGAGUUCAAAAGAGGACAAAUUGUUGGUGCACGUCUUGCUGGAGCAUCUGUGACCAAGACAGCAAGUCUUUGUGAUGCAUCAAGAGCCACGGUAUCCAGGGUAAUGUCAGCAUACCACCAAGAAGGACCGACCACAUCCAACAGGAUUAACUGUGGACACUGUAAGAGGAAGCUGUCUGAAAGGGAUGUUCAAAGGGGUGCUAACUCAGAUUGAAUCCAAAAAACAUAAAACCACGGCUGAUCAAAUCACGGCAGAAUUCAAAUAAAUAAAUUAUUUUGGUCUAAAACCACUUGUUUCAGUUUCAUUGUCCAACCCCUGUAUAUAUAUAUAUAUAUAUAUAUAUAUAUAUAUAUAUAUA
Astyanax mexicanus (Mexican tetra) is the source of this 3473-nucleotide messenger RNA. Its product is annotated as serine/threonine-protein kinase PAK 6. The transcript has 9 exons. Gene Ontology annotation, molecular function: ATP binding; protein serine/threonine kinase activity. Gene Ontology annotation, biological process: protein phosphorylation. Lineage: Eukaryota; Metazoa; Chordata; Actinopteri; Characiformes; Acestrorhamphidae. The coding region runs from base 453 to 2552 and encodes 699 amino acids. The record is from RefSeq and is a predicted model, not a curated record.